Molecule: messenger RNA, 9511 nt
Organism: Drosophila subobscura
Lineage: Eukaryota; Metazoa; Arthropoda; Insecta; Diptera; Drosophilidae
Gene: N
Product: neurogenic locus Notch protein
Exons: 9
Coding region: 870-8993 (2707 amino acids)
Biological process (GO): cell differentiation; multicellular organism development; Notch signaling pathway
Cellular component (GO): membrane
Molecular function (GO): calcium ion binding; Notch binding
Source: RefSeq, a predicted model, not a curated record
AUUUUUUAAACUUGAUCGAGGCGGGUUGUCGAGGCGGACAAAGAGCACACACACAAAAUAUUAUACUUGAUAUUGCCUGCAUUUGAAAUUUUUUUGGGUGACAGCAAACGAGAAGAAAUAGGAGGCGAUAGUGCAUGUUUGUUCAAAAGAAGGAGUGCAAAAGAAACGACAACAACAAACACACAAAGCUUGAGUGGAGAGUUUAGAGUGUCCCAAAAGCAGCAGUAACAAACAACAAUAUGGCAGGACCGAUCAGGCCCUAGCCCAUACGGUUAUUUCCUUCCAAAAAAAUAAUAUCAAACCACAAGGAAAAAAGCCGAAAGGAAAACCCAAAAGAAAAACAGCAAAUUAUUCGCGAGUGUGUGCGUGUAACGGUGUGUGCGUCUCUCUCUCUCUGUCCGUGUGUGUGCGUGCGUGUAAUCGUCGGGAGAGAGCGCGGAAAGGAGCGUCCUCGUGUCCGUUGAAGAAUUUGAAUUUCGUUUCCCUGCAGCAAACAUAUUUGCCACUAUUCUUGGUUAUUUUUUGUUAAUAUUUUUUUUGCGUGGAAAUGUCGCCGUCGCUGUUGUCGUCGUUGACGUCUCUGCAAGCGUCGGCGUUGUCGGGAGCGCGACUCUUUUCAAAUGUUCUGCCCGCCUGGCUCUUAAAUACAUAGAAAGAGGCGAAGGAGAGACGGGGGAAAAGGUGCAACAUUAACUAACGAGAUUUGAAAGAAAAAAACAACAAUAUAUAAAGUGCAACAACAUAAUAAGCAAUCAAAACGAACUGCAACAAAACACACAGCAAACACACACAUACAAAUACAAAAAGAAUCGGGCAAAGCUAAGAAACGGCAACUGGAAGGAAUACUAAUACUGAAAAACUGGAUUACAAUGCAUUUGCAGCGCAGCAGACAGCGCAGUCGCGCAUUCACUUGGAUUAACAAAAUGUUCGCUCUGCCGCUGCUGACGCUGACGCUGAUGCUGGCGUUUGCAAAUUUGCCCAGCAGCGUCCAAGGAACGGAUACCGCGCUAAUGGCCCGAUCCUGCACACAUAUGGGCUGCCAGAAUGGCGGCACUUGCGUUACACAAAACAAUGGAAAAUCCUAUUGCGCUUGCGAUUCACGCUAUGUUGGCGACUACUGCGAAUACCGCAAUCCAUGCUCGACGGUUCGCUGCCAGAAUGGCGGCACCUGUCAGAAGACCUUCGGCAAUGGCGGCAUCUCGCCCGGCUUCUCCUGCAAGUGUCCGCUUGGCUUUAACGAGUCGCUCUGCGAGAUUGCGGUGCCGAAUGCCUGCGAUCAGCAUCGUUGCUACAACGGCGGCACCUGCCAGCUGAAGACCCUACAGGAGGCCACGUGCGCCUGCGCCAACGGCUAUACGGGGGAUCACUGCGAAACGAAGAAUCUGUGCGCCAGUUCGCCCUGUCGCAAUGGUGCCACCUGCACGGCUCUGGCCGGCAGCAGUAGCUUCACAUGCACCUGUCCGCCUGGCUUUAUGGGACGCACAUGCGCCGAGGAUGUUGAGGAGUGCCAAUCGAAUCCGUGCAAGUAUGGCGGCACCUGUCAAAAUACACAUGGAUCCUACAACUGCGUGUGUCCCACGGGCUACAAGGGCAAGGACUGCGAUGAGAAGUACAAGCCCUGCAAUCCAUCGCCCUGCCAGAACGGCGGCAAUUGUCGCUCCAAUGGCCUGUCCUACGACUGCAAAUGUACCACAGGCUUCGAGGGCAAGAACUGCGACCAGAAUAUCGAUGACUGCUCGGGGAACAUGUGCCAGAAUGGGGCGACCUGCAUCGACGGCAUCAAUGACUAUCGAUGCAGCUGUCCGCCAAAUUUCACCGGCAGAUACUGCGAGGACGAUGUGGACGAGUGCGCCCAGCGUCCGGCUGUGUGCCAGAACGGAGCGACCUGCACGAACACCCACGGAUCGUACAGCUGCAUCUGCGUAAAUGGCUGGGCCGGCUCUGAUUGCAGCGAGAACAUCGACGACUGUGUGCAGGCAGCCUGCUUCUACGGUGCGACAUGCAUCGAUGGCGUCGGCAGCUUCUACUGCCAGUGCACCAAGGGCAAGACGGGGCUGCUGUGCCACCUGGACGAUGCCUGCACCUCGAAUCCAUGCCAUGCGGACGCCAUCUGUGACACAUCGCCGAUCAAUGGAUCUUAUGCCUGCUCGUGUGCCACCGGCUACAAGGGCGUCGACUGUUCCGAGGACAUUGACGAGUGUGACCAGGGUUCGCCGUGCGAACAUAACGGCAUCUGUGUGAACACGCCCGGCAGUUAUCGCUGCAAUUGUUCGCAAGGCUUCACGGGUCCCCGCUGCGAGACGAACAUCAACGAGUGCGAGUCGCAUCCGUGCCAGAACGAGGGCAGCUGCCUGGACGAUCCGGGCACCUUCCGGUGCGUCUGCAUGCCGGGCUUCACGGGCACGCAGUGCGAGAUCGACAUUGACGAGUGCCAGUCCAGUCCCUGCCUGAACGACGGUACCUGCCACGACAAGAUCAACGACUUUACGUGCAGCUGCGCCCUUGGCUUCACGGGCGCCCGCUGCCAGAUCAACAUCGACGACUGCCAGUCGCAGCCGUGCCGAAAUCGGGGCAUCUGCCACGAUUCCAUAGCCGGCUACAGUUGCGAGUGUCCGCCGGGCUACACCGGCACCAGCUGCGAGAUAAACAUCAACGACUGCGACUCGAAUCCGUGCCAUCGCGGCAAGUGCAUCGAUGGCAACAACAGCUUCACCUGCCUCUGCGAUCCCGGCUUCUCGGGCUACAGCUGCCAGACGCAGAUCAACGAGUGCGAAUCGAAUCCCUGCCAGUUCGAUGGCCACUGCCAGGACCGUGUGGGCAGCUACGUCUGCCACUGCCAGCCGGGAACGAGCGGCAAGAAUUGCGAGAUCAAUGUGAACGAGUGCCACAGCAAUCCGUGCAACAACGGCGCCACCUGCAUCGAUGGCAUCAACUCGUACAGCUGCCAGUGUGUGCCCGGCUUUACGGGUCAGCACUGCGAGAAGAAUGUGGACGAGUGCAUCAGCAGUCCGUGCGCAAACAAUGGCGUCUGCAUUGACCAGGUGAAUGGCUACAAGUGCGAGUGCCCGAGGGGUUUCUACGAUGCCCACUGCCUCAGCGAUGUGGACGAGUGCGCGUCGAAUCCGUGCGUGAACGGUGCUCGCUGCGAGGACGGCAUCAACGAGUACAUCUGCCACUGCCCGCCAGGCUACAAUGGCAAGCGCUGCGAGACGGACAUCGACGAGUGCAGCAGCAAUCCGUGCCAGCACGGCGGCACCUGCUACGACAAGCUGAACGCCUUCACCUGCCAGUGCAUGCCCGGCUAUACGGGUCAAAAAUGCGAAACAAACAUCGACGAUUGUGUGACGAAUCCGUGCGGCAAUGGCGGCACCUGCAUCGACAAGGUCAACGGCUACAAGUGCGUCUGCCGUGUGCCCUUCACGGGACGCGACUGCGAGAGCAAGCUGGAUCCAUGCGCCAGCAAUCGCUGCCGCAACGAGGCGAAGUGCACGCCCAGCUCGAACUUCCUGGACUUUGCCUGCACCUGCAAGCUCGGCUACACCGGACGCUACUGUGACGAGGACAUUGACGAGUGCGCCCUCAGUUCGCCGUGCCGCAACGGCGCCAGCUGCCUGAAUGUGCCCGGCUCCUACAAGUGCCUCUGCACGAAGGGCUACGAGGGACGCGAUUGCGCUAUCAAUACGGAUGACUGCGCCUCGUUCCCCUGCCAGAAUGGCGGCACCUGCCUGGACGGCAUCGGCGACUACACCUGCCUGUGCGUGGACGGAUUUGAUGGCAAACACUGCGAGACGGACAUCAACGAGUGCCUCAGCCAGCCCUGCCAGAACGGAGCGACAUGCAGCCAGUACGUGAACAGCUACACGUGCACCUGUCCGCUGGGCUUCAGCGGCAUCAAUUGCCAGACGAACGAUGAGGAUUGCACGGACAGCUCCUGCCUGAAUGGCGGCAGUUGCAUCGAUGGCAUCAAUGGCUACAACUGCAGCUGUCUGUCCGGCUUCUCGGGCGCCAACUGCCAAUACAAAUUGAACAAAUGCGACUCGUCGCCCUGCCUGAACGGUGCAACGUGCCACGAGCAGCGGGACGAGUAUACCUGCCACUGCCCCAGCGGCUAUACGGGCAAGCAGUGCGGCGACUAUGUGGACUGGUGUGGUCAGUCGCCGUGCGAGAACGGUGCCACCUGCAGCCAGAUGAAGCAUCAGUUCAGCUGCAAGUGCUCCUCCGGCUGGACGGGCAAGCUGUGCGAUGUGCAGACCAUCUCCUGCCAGGAUGCCGCCGAACGCAAGGGCCUCAGUCUGCGGCAGUUGUGCAACAAUGGCACGUGCAAGGAUCAUGGCAACAGUCACGUGUGCUACUGCUCGCAGGGCUAUGCCGGCAGCUACUGCCAGCAGGAGAUCGACGAGUGCGCCUCACAGCCCUGCCAGAAUGGCGGCACAUGCCGCGAUCUGAUUGGUGCCUACGAAUGCAAUUGCCGCCAGGGAUUUCAGGGACAGAAUUGCGAACUGAAUAUCGACGAUUGUGCACCGAAUCCGUGCCAGAAUGGCGGCACCUGCCACGAUCUGGUCAAAGACUUCAGCUGCAGCUGUCCGCCCGGCACGUUGGGCAUCAUUUGUGAGAUCAAUCAGGAGGACUGUGUGCCCGGUGCCUGCCACAACAAUGGCAGCUGCAUCGACCGUGUCGGUGGCUUUGAGUGCGUCUGUCCGCCCGGCUUUGUGGGUGCCCGCUGCGAGGGUGACAUCAACGAGUGCCUCAGCAAUCCCUGCUCCAAUGCAGGAACCCUCGACUGUGUCCAGCUGGUCAACAACUAUCACUGCAACUGCCGGCCGGGCCACAUGGGUCGCCACUGUGAGCACAAGGUUGACUUCUGUGCCCACAGCCCCUGCCAGAAUGGCGGCAACUGCAACAUUCGGCAGAGCGGACAUCAUUGCAUCUGCAACAAUGGUUUCUACGGCAAGAACUGUGAGCUGAGCGGCCAGGACUGUGACUCGAAUCCGUGCCUCGUCGGCAACUGUGUGGUGGAUGACGAUGGCUUUGGCUAUCGCUGCGAGUGCCCGCGCGGCACCACCGGCGAACACUGCGAGGUGGACACACUGGACGAGUGUCAGCCGAAUCCCUGCCAGCAGGGUGCCGCCUGUGACAAUCUGCUCGGCGACUAUGACUGCCUCUGCCCGAGUCGGUGGAAGGGCAAGCGCUGCCACGUGUACGAUCCCAGCUAUCCAGGCUGGGGCGGUUCCGGCAGCUCCAGCAGCGGCCUCGAUCGCUAUGCCGCCGAUCUUGAGCAGCAGCGGGCCAUGUGCCGGCAGCGUGGCUGCCAGGAGAAGCAGGGCAAUGGCAUCUGCGAUGCCGAAUGCAACAGUUAUGCGUGCAACUUUGAUGGCAACGACUGCUCGCUGGGCAUCAAUCCGUGGGCCAAUUGCACCGGACCCGAGUGCUGGAACGUCUUCAAGAAUGGCAAGUGCAACGAGGAGUGCAACAAUGUGGCCUGCCACUUCGAUGGCCACGACUGCGAGCGCAAGCUGAAGAGCUGCAACUUCGUCUACGAUGCCUACUGCCAGAAGCACUAUGGCGACGGCGUCUGCGACUACUACUGCAACAAUGCCGAGUGCAGCUGGGACGGCUUGGAUUGUGAGAACAAGACACAGUCGCCGCAGCUGGCCGAAGGUGCCAUGUCUGUGGUCAUGCUGAUGGAUGUCGAGCAAUUUCGAUCGCUUCAGGCACAAUUUUUGCGCAACAUGAGCCACAUGCUGCGGACGACGGUGCGCAUGAAGAAGGAUUCGCUCGGCCGGGACAUGAUCAUCAAUUGGAAGGACACGGUGCGCAUGCCCGAAAUAGAGGACACCGAAUUUGCGCGCAAGAACAAGAUUCUGUACACAUCGCAGGGCUACAAGACGGGCAUUCAGAUCUACUUGGAGAUUGACAAUCGCAAGUGCACGGAAUGCUUCCAGCAUGCAGCGGAGGCGGCCGAGUUCCUUGCCGCCACAGCGGCCAAGCAUCAGAUAAAUGCAUUCCCCAUCCACAGUGUGCGCGGUGUACAGAGCCCCGGCGAUGAUGAUGGCGGGGAGCCGCCAGCGAAUGUCAAGUAUGUGAUUGCGGGCAUCAUUCUGGUCAUCAUUGUGCUGGCAUUCUUUGGCAUGGUCCUCAGCACGCAGCGAAAGCGUGCCCAUGGGGUCACAUGGUUCCCGGAGGGUUUCCGCGCACCGGCGGCCGUCAUGUCACGUCGUCGUCGCGAUCCCCAUGGCCAGGAGAUGCGAAAUCUGAACAAGCAGGUGGCCCUGCAGAGCCAGGGUGUGGGCCAGCCGGGCGGGCAUUGGUCGGACGAUGAGUCCGAUAUGCCGCUGCCCAAGCGACAGCGCAGCGAUCCCGUUUCCGUUGUGGGUCUGGGCAACAAUGGUGGCUAUGCCAGCGAUCAUACGAUGGUCAGCGAUUACGAGGAGGCCGACCAGCGGGUCUGGUCCCAGGCCCAUCUGGAUGUGGCCGAUGUGCGUGCAAUUAUGACGCCGCCGGCGCAUCAGGAUGGCGGCAAGCACGAUGUGGAUGCGCGCGGACCCUGCGGCCUUACACCGCUGAUGAUUGUGGCAGUGCGCGGCGGCGGCCUGGACAGCGGCGAGGACAUUGAGAACAAUGAUGACAGCACCGCUCAGGUGAUAUCCGAUCUGUUGGCUCAGGGCGCCCAACUGGACGCCACCAUGGACAAGACGGGCGAGACGUCGCUGCAUUUGGCCGCUCGCUAUGCUCGGGCGGAUGCCGCCAAGCGACUGCUCGACGCUGGCGCUGAUGCCAAUUGUCAGGACAACACGGGCAGGACGCCACUGCAUGCCGCUGUGGCUGCCGAUGCCAUGGGCGUAUUCCAGAUACUGCUACGGAAUAGGGCAACCAAUUUGAAUGCACGCAUGCACGACGGGACCACACCGCUGAUCCUCGCUGCGAGACUGGCCAUCGAGGGCAUGGUCGAGGAUCUGAUUACCGCCGAUGCGGAUAUCAAUGCGGCGGACAAUUCGGGCAAGACGGCGCUGCAUUGGGCCGCUGCCGUUAAUAACACGGAGGCGGUGAACAUUCUGCUGAUGCAUCACGCCAAUCGCGAUGCACAGGACGAUAAGGAUGAGACGCCGCUGUUCCUGGCCGCCCGCGAGGGCAGCUACGAGGCGUGCAAGGCGCUGCUGGAUAACUUUGCCAAUCGCGAGAUCACCGAUCACAUGGACCGACUGCCACGGGACGUGGCCAGCGAGCGGCUGCAUCAUGACAUUGUCCGGCUGCUGGAUGAGCAUGUGCCACGCUCGCCCCAGAUGCUCAGCAUGACGCCACAGGCGAUGAUCGGCUCACCGCCGCCGGGCCAACAGCCGCAGCUGAUUACACAGCCGACGGUGAUAUCGGCUGGUGGUGGAGCGGGCAAUGGGGCUGGCAAGCAGAGCAAUCAAACGGCCAAACAGAAGGCCGCCAAGAAGGCGAAACUUAUCGAGGGCAGCAGUCCCGACAAUGGCCUCGACGCGGCCGGCAGUCUCAGGCGGAAGGCCAGCUCAAAAAAGACAAAUGCGGCCUCAAAAAAGGGAGCCAUGAACGGCACGAGCCUCAAUCCCGUGCAGCUAAUGAGUGGCUCGACGACGGGUGCGGGCUCCGGUGCGGGAACGGGUGCGGGUGCAGGUGCGGGCGCGGGCGCGGGUGCGCCAAACCAGCCGCCACAGCCCACGUCGCUGCUGUCGUCAGCGGGAGGGGGGAGUGUGAUGGCCUCGGAGCUGGAUGCCUCCUCGCCGCUGGGUGUGGGCGUCAACGGGAUGAACGGGAAUCUGCCCAGCCCGUACGACACCAAUUCGAUGUACUCGAAUGCCAUGGCCGCGCCCCAGCCCAACGGUCCCAAUGGGGCCAAACAGCCGCCGAGCUAUGAGGAUUGCAUUAAGAAUGCACAGUCGCUGCAAUCACUGCCACCUGGCAAUGGCCUGGACAUGAUCAAGCUGGACAAUUAUGGCUACUCGAUGGGUUCGCCAUUUCAGCAGGAGCUGCUCAACAAUGGCCAGGGACUCCAGGGAAUGAAUGGCAAUGGUGGAGGGAAUGGUAAUGGGAUUAUCGGUGGCAAUCGCAAUGGAAGUGGAAUGUGCGGCCUCGUUGGUGGCCUGACGGGUGCCGGAGGUGGCAACAGCAACAGCCAUGAGCAGGGACUCAGUCCACCUUAUUCGAAUCAAUCGCCGCCGCAUUCCGUGCAAAGCAGUCUGGCCCUGUCGCCGCAUGCCUACUUGGGCUCUCCAUCGCCAGCUAAAUCGCGUCCUAGUUUGCCCACAUCGCCAACGCACAUACAGGCAAUGCGUCAUGCCACACAGCAGAAGCAGUUCGGUGGCAGCAAUCUGAAUAGCUUGCUGGGCGGCGGCCAGGUUGGGCCACAGAGCUCACCAGUUAGUCUGGGCAUCAUAUCGCCCACGGGCAGCGAUAUGGGCAUUAUGCUCGCCCCGCCACAAUCAUCCAAGGGCAGUGCAAUAAUGCAGACGCUAUCCCCACAGCAACAGCAACAGCAGCAGCAGCAGCAGCAACAACAUCAGCAACAGCAGCAGCAACAGCAACAACAGCAGCAGCAGCAGCAGCAGCAACAGCAGCAGCAGCAGCAGAUUGGAGGCCUGGAAUUCGGUUCAGCAGGUUUGGACUUGAAUGGAUUUUGUGGAUCUCCGGACUCAUUUCACUCGGGUCAAAUGAAUCCGCCUUCGAUACAAAGUUCAAUGUCUGGCUCAUCGCCAUCGACCAAUAUGCUGUCGCCGUCGUCGCAGCAUAAUCAGGCAUUCUAUCAGUACCUAACGCCGCCCAGUCAGCAUUCGGGCGGUCAUACGCCGCAGCAUCUCGUCCAGACAUUGGACAGUUAUCCCACACCCUCACCGGAGUCGCCCGGCCACUGGUCCUCAUCGUCGCCACGUUCGAAUUCGGACUGGUCCGAGGGCGUGCAAUCGCCGGCGGCCAACAAUCUGUACAUCUCGGGUGGCCAUCAGGCCAACAAGGGAUCCGAGGCCAUCUACAUUUGACGAUCAUAGACGAGUGCCGACUGACGCCUGAAUGCCUGAAUGCCGCCCGACUGCGGAAUCGAACGGUGGUGCAUGCGACUCUUAAAGAGUCACCUGGGACUACGUUCUACAUUUACACAUAAACAAUAACAAAAACAAACAAAAAGGGGAGCUAAACAAUUUUAAUACUUUUUUUUUUUACGAAAGCGCUCUCUUUUUUUUUAAUUGUCUGUUUAGGGUUUAAGUUUUAAUCGAGAAAUACAGCGCGAGCAUGAGAGAAAAUGGGAACGUAAUAAUUUGUAAUAAUUUAAAUGAUAUUUUUUAAUUGAUUGUUGUACAGUGCGCGUUGAAAUCGAAUGAUCUAGAUCGCAUAUCUACCCAUAUUAAAUGUAGAUAUCUUUUAACCCAAUGCUUAGGAUACAUUACAAAUAUAUGUAGACUCGUAAGAGGUCGUUUUUUGUGGCGCAUUUGAUUUGUCGUACCGUCAUCGUCGUCGCUUCCAGUAACACAAAACAAAAACCUAAAACAUAAAACAUAAA